AUGAUCAGACGCACUCCUACCUUCAUUCCAAUUCCUGAGGCCGAGAUCAGGGACGAGCUUCACAAAAUCAAGCUGGAGACGGGCAUGGAGCUCGAGAUGAGCGACUCGGACUCCAAUAAUCCCAGUGAAGUGAGCGAACUCAGCGAAGAACCAGCGCCAAUCCGGAAUAAAGAAAUUUAUGCUGAGUGGACCCCGAGAACUGGACUCUACGACCUUCGUACGAACGACGCUGCCGGUCCCGCUGCCUUUCUCACCAAACAAAGCCCCAGCACCGAGAAAACACCCGAACAGACAGGAGACCCAGGGCCUAAGCCCCUGGCCGUUCAACUGGGUCGCAGGAGAAUCACAACGCCUCUUUGA
This is a messenger RNA of Penicillium argentinense, 360 nucleotides long. RefSeq lists its product as uncharacterized. NCBI's taxonomy places the organism in Eukaryota, Fungi, Ascomycota, Eurotiomycetes, Eurotiales, Aspergillaceae. The record is from RefSeq and is a predicted model, not a curated record. The transcript has a single exon. Bases 1 to 360 code for a protein of 119 amino acids.